Cherax quadricarinatus is the source of this 6477-nucleotide messenger RNA. RefSeq lists its product as uncharacterized. The record is from RefSeq and is a predicted model, not a curated record. NCBI's taxonomy places the organism in Eukaryota, Metazoa, Arthropoda, Malacostraca, Decapoda, Parastacidae. Gene Ontology annotation, cellular component: nucleus. Gene Ontology annotation, molecular function: RNA polymerase II cis-regulatory region sequence-specific DNA binding; DNA-binding transcription activator activity, RNA polymerase II-specific. Gene Ontology annotation, biological process: regulation of transcription by RNA polymerase II.
ACAUAUUUUGAAUAAACUUGUUCAAACAAUUUAAUGUACAGUGGAACCCCGAGUUUUGAACGCAUCGACUGUCAAAUGCUUCAAGUUUCAACUGCUUUUUUUGCACCAAUUUUGUCCCAGGUAUUGAAUGUGCCCUGUGUUUCGAACCGCAUACCCGACUUGUCUGCAUCCCCCGCGCAGGCAUUGUGAGCCAGUCUGGCUUUGCUUAUGCUUGAGUGAACAUUAGCUUGUGUGCUCAUUUAAACAUUUCACAAUUAAUUCAUUAUGUUUGGUGCUUGUUUAUUAAGUGCGACUGAAAUAAGCUACCAUGGUGGUGGUAAUGGAUGGUGGUGGUGGGUGAUGGUGGGGUGGGUGGUGGUGGAUGGUAUUGGUGGAUGGUGGUGUAUAGUGGUGGAUGGUGCCUUCUUCAGAGAUUAAGGAGAUUUGUGCAAUGUGGAAUAGGGCAUUUGCUGAAAAAUAUCACCCUGAGCAAGCUGAAACAAGCCAUCUCUGCAACAAGUUCAGUGACAGAACCAUGUCCCAUUUUAGGGAAAUCUUAAAGAAGGGAAGUAACCUCAGAUUAUCUGGGGUUACUAAAGUCUUUAUGGAAGGGGAUUCCCCUUCCAAACAAUAAGUGCUCCCUCAUUCCUCCCUAUCUUCCAGAUGCCAUCAACAAUCUUCAGUAAAGAUAAGACGUGAAGUGGGAGCCAGAACAUUCACAGGUAUAAAUACCAAGUUGAGAGAAGAGAGCUUACACUGGCAGAUGCAUGAGAAUAUCAGAAUCUUCUUUCAAAAGUAACACAAGUUUAAAUCACAAUUCUGAGGCAGUUCCUGAGAAUAUCUUAAUUCAGUAAUCAAACUAAAAUUUUGUGUUGCAUAUUAAGUACGGUACAUAAUCAUAAAAUUAGUGAUAAACCUUGCAACAAGUGUGCAAAAAAAAUCAUAAUACAUGAUUGUAGUGCAGUGGCUAAGGUGGCAGACAGGUAAUCCCAGACUGUAAGUUUGAAUCCUGAUCACUCUGUUGAAAUCUUAAACAUUUAUAAAUACAUAUGGAAAAUAAAGAUUCAGUGUUGUUUGAGAUAUAGGCAUGUCGGCAAAUAUUUUGAAGUGCUUCCAUUGUCCUGACUGCAGUAAGGAAUUUAGUAAAGAAAAGACAUUGAUAAAACAUUUUAAAGUGCACAGCUCAGGAAAGUCCUAUAGAUGUAAAAUAUGUUAUAAUGUAUAUCCAAGCAAGAGACAGUACAAUGAUCACAAAAAAACACACUUAGAAAAGGAAUACAGUAGCUGUGUCGAAUGUGAAAAGAAAGUUCUCAAAACAUUAUUACAUAGAAAAUGUUGUGAAGAAUGCUUUUUUAAACCUAAAAAGUACUUGUGUGAAAAAUGUGGUAAAUCAUAUGAUUCCCUGGUGGGAGUAAGAAUUCACAUAAAAAAGGGAAAGCAUUCUACCCUGUUUUUACAAUGCUUUAUAUGUGCUUUGACAUUCCAUUCGAAUAUGGCAUUGUUUUUACAUGUGAGUCAACAUUCAGAAUAUAAUGUAAAAAUAGUUGGGGCAUCUGAACAAAGCUGCUUUGGAAAUGAUUGCUCAAAACCAGGAAAUCUAGAGUUCAGUAACACAUCAUUACAUUUCAAGGUGACUAACCUCUCUAUGAUGGUAUUCAAGAAUCAUAAAGAAGUAAAUGAAGAUGCCAAUAGAGAAAGUUCACAGGCUAGCACAAGUGAAGAGAAAAAAGUACUGCAAGGUAUGAACAGAGCAAUCAGUGAACAUUAUAAAAGUAAACAAGUUAUGCCAGAGAUGAAUAGUAUGCUACAGGCAGAGAGAAUGCAGGAACUGGGAGGUCUGACACUUCAAGGCAACACAGUACAGCAGGCUAUUACACCUAAUAAUACAAUCUUAGAUUCAUAUGUUGUUUUGCCACAGCAACAGGGCAUGGCACAAGAGAGGAUAAGGAACAAGGUGUCACUGCCUAAAGACAGUAGUGCUUCAAAUAAUUCUACUCAGUUACAGAGUAUAAUGGGAUUUGAUUAUGCAAACCCCCAGGAAAGGAAAGUCCCACAGGAUGAAAUAUCAACAUUGGGGAGUGAAAAAUAUGGGAAUGACCAGAAAAGUGUUAUGGCUCCACAGAAAAUUAACUCUGUACAGUAUGAGUUACCAAACUGCAAAAGGGUUUUGCAGGAAGGUGGAACAAUUUCUCUAGGAGCUUCAGUAGCUCUACAGGUUCAUGACAAACCACAACCUAACAAAGACACACCUAGAAUACCAAAUCAAGAAUGUUUAUUAUAUGAGAAAAUGUUUGGAAGUGAACUGAAUAUGGGAAGGUACACACAGUUGCACAACAAAAUAAAUAAUCAAGCUGGAAGUCAGGAUUUAAUGACAUUGCAUCAUGCAUGGCCAAAUGGUUACUGUGAUGUGUUACUGAAUGGACUACUUGCAGAAAAUGUACAGUUGCAUGAAAAAAUAAAAAGUUCCAAUCCAGUAGCAGAACAAGAUAAAAAUACUGAAGAACACCUCUUACUGGACUGUGAAGUGACCAAGAGUAAUGAACUUGGAAUACACAUGAAAGAUAUUGGAGAAAAAGAGGAAGUGCUGAUUUUCAAUGUAAGGGAUAAGCUGGAGAAGAGCAUGCAGGACAGACACUUUAAACAAGGAAAUAAACAGCAGCUACUUUAUAAAGAAGAUUUGCAGUGUAAGUUUGAACCUCACCAUGGCCAGACAAUUCAAGCAAAAACUGCAUUUCCAGUUGAGGAUGACAGACUGGUGCACCAUAACAAAUUGACAACAAAUGGGACAAAAGAUACAAAUAAGGUAUUUGGUCUAAACAAGCGAGAUAAUUUACAAUUAAUAAAUGAUAUGAAAAAUGAAACUUUAUUAAUGUACAAGUUGUGGCUCGAACGUAAAAAGAAACAGAGUGUAACCGAUGAUAUUGAAAGCAAGAAAAAAGACAGUGAUAAUUGUCUGGAAAUGCUUAGUUCAGAACAUUCAGAAAAUAAGCUGAAAUUAAGCUUUAGUCCAAAACAAAAUAUGUUAACUAAUUCUCAUCAUUUUGAUAUUCGAAGUACUUUUCAUGUUGGAAACCAGCAUACAGAAAAUGAAAAUGUAAUUUUCAGUGAAACUGAGAGACAUAUAAUUGAUCAGUUUGAUGAAAAGUGGGCAACUGUUCCUCUACAAAAUUCCAUUGUUACAGGUGGUGUUAAUGUUGAAGAUUAUAUCAACCAUCUCAUGUGGCACUGAAUUUAGUACUGUACUUGUUGUUAAAUGUGCAUUAAUUUUUUACAAAUACCAACAGGCCAACCAUACCUGAAUAAAUUUAAAUGCAACUUUUGAUAUAAUUACUUCCAUUGAAAGUACCUCCUCCCCUUCCUUGGAUCAAACCUAAAUGCCUCUCAUUUCCUAGGUGCUAUAUAACCCCUAUGGGUUUAGCAUUUUCCCAUGAUUAAAAAAAAUAAUUUAGUGUCUCCAAGUAUAAGUCAAUAAUACUGUCUGUCAUUCUUAUGGAUUAUAAUAUUACCUUGCUGUCUCCACCUUACCUGAUGUUUUUGUUACUAUUCACUUGUAAGAAAUCAGAAUCUAGUUUUGAUUCCUGCACUUUCUAUUAACUCAUUGUUGCUAUCAAGAUUUUGCCACCAAAGAUGUUUAUAGCUUUAUAUGUUUGGGUUAGAUCAUGAGGUUAGCUUCAGGUCAGGCUGCAAGAACAAAAUAACUCCUGGACUAGUCAAAAGAAAUAUUUAAUUGUGUUAGUAAGAGGUUUCAAGCCGAGAUGAAAUUGAAAGGGAGACUGACAGAAUUUUCAGGCUUAAUAAUAAUAAUAAUAGUAAUAAUAAUAUCUUUAUUUCUACAUGUACAAGGUAUACAGGCCUAGCUGACAUCAAUGACAUACUACCGUAUAGAAGGCCACUUGUUAUGCAGAGCAUUUCAGGCAAAUUUGGUCAAUCUUGUCCCAGGAUGCAACCCACACCAGUCGACUAGCACCCAGGUACCCAUUUUACUGAUGGGUGAACAUGGACAACCGGUGUAAGGAAACACGCCCAUUGUUUUCACCCUUGCAGGGAACUGAACCUGGACCCUCAGCAUGUGAAGUGAGAGCUUUUGCCACCAGGCCAUGGGCCACCAUAUGUAGCUAAAAGUUGAGGGUGUCAGCUGACAUAUUUGAAGAGGAGCAAGUCAUUAUGAGAUAAUGACUUGGCUGUAGGCCUGUUUUGAAGUUUAAAGUGAUCCUUGAAACAAGUGAUACCCAAGUUUAAUGGUGGGAUUUACAGGUGAAAUCCACCUCAAGGUCUCUUAAUGCUAGCGAGGGGCAUUUAUUAUUAUAAUCAAGGGGAAGCGCUAAACCCGGAGGAUUAUACAGCGCCUGGGGGGGGAUGUGGAAGGCAUUCAGGCUUAAUUCGGGGAACUGGAGCACAGAUCCAAUUCCCUAAAUCAAGAGCCCCUCACCAACAUCUAGCGAGGGGCAGUUGACCCAAGGAAUUGGGCCUAUCCUUCCCUGCCUUGGAUCAAACCUGAAUGCCUCCAAUUACCCCAAGUGCUGUAUGACCCCACUUGGUUUAGCACUCCCCCCAUUACGAGUGAGCUCAAGAGGGUUAGGGAAAAUGUAAGACUUGGAUUAUAUAAUGAAAAGUAUACCAUAAUAUUUUGGCAUUUCUAUAUUUGUAUUGUAAGUGUUGUAUACAGAAGGUACAUAUUUAAAUUAAUAAUUACUAUAAUGUGAAUAGUUGAUGUUCAAAUAUUGAAUUAUUAUUUUCACAGAAGACUAAAAUUGAAUAGGUGGUGUAACAACUUGGUAUCAUGUACAAACUUAUCUGAAUAUUAUGCCUUUAUUUAGGCCUGUGAUAUCCUCAUUAUUUUUCUGAGGUUCAUGGAUAUGGAUAAACAAGUACAAAAUAUUUUGGAGGGAAUUACACAUAGGAACUUAAAAAAAAUAUGAAUUUUUCUUAUGGCAUCUAUUUGCAAAUAUAAGGAAUAAUAUUCUCUGAACAUGAAAAAGGUUAUUUUGUAAUCAAUAAUUUUGGUAUGAAUUUUUUUUUUUUUUCAACAAGUUAGCUGUCUCCCACCGAGGCAGGGUGACCCUCAGCAUUUCUUUUGUUUUUGUAAAAACACAAGACACAUGUAUCAGUUUUGCUCUUUUGAUAAAUAUCUUUAAUUUAAGAAUAUUACUACACCAAUUUAUAUUUUUUUUAAUAAGAUUUUCCUGGUCUACUCCAUUUUCAUCUGUAAUUUAUUUUUGAGUUUUAUCAGACAUAGAUACAUGCAUAUGAUAAAAACUAAAAUAUAAUACAGUAAGCCCUCAAUAUAACACUUAGAAUUAUGAGCAAAAUCCACUGGUUAACUUAUAUUUUUAAUUGCUUUAUUUCCAAUGUUUAUUGCAGUAUAUCUCUGAAUUUUAUGUUCGGUACUGCUUCCUUCCCUACCCUGCAGCGCUGUAUAGCCCUUGUGGCUUAGCGCUUCUUUUUGAUUAUAAUAAUAAAUAAUAUGUUCAGUACUAUUAAGUAUACAGUUAACACUUUCAGGGUCCGUCCCGUAGAUCUACGGCUUUACGUUCAGGGUCCAAACCGUAGAUCUACGCCAUGAGCUCAGCUCAUUCUGAUAAACUGUGAGUGGUACAUUUGGGCCCAGAUACGAGAGAAUACAUCUAUGUGGUAUGUGUGCACCACAUAAAACAAAUCCUGCAACACACUGUAUAUAAUGAGAAAAAAAAACUGAGACCAUGAUUUUCGAUUAAAACAACGACUUUGCAGUGUUUUUUCGUAUGUUUUUUAUAAUUGUAUUUGCGAUUUCUUGGUCUCAUUUGAUAGAAUGGAAGACGUACUACAGAAAUAGAGAUGAUUUUGAUUGGUUUUUGCAAUGGAAAUGGCUUGAAGCUUAGCUCAAAAUAGCGGAAAUGUUAAAAUUUUGCCGAUGUUCAAGAGUAAACAAACGACCUCACACAUCUAAUACACGCCAGCUGGUGGGUCUAAUAUACAUUCACAAAUGUGGUGAUGAUAUUUAUACAAUUAUUACAAUAUUGCAUAACAGUAAAUCUUCUAUUUUUUGGUGUGAAUAAAAAUUCAUUAUGUGAAUAAAAAAUCAAAAUGGAAUUUAUUUGUAAAGCCUCAAAAUGUAACUAAUGAACAGAGGAAAUGUUAGUUUAGUGCCAGGAAUACCUACAUUGUUUAUGCUGGACCCUAUUUUGAAACUGGAAUAUUUUGAACUUUGUGUUAAAUUGGCCAAAUUACCAAUUUCCGAUCACUUUAUUUUGUAGUUGAAACAGUUGACUUGGCGAUUUCUUGAGCUCAAUCGAUAGAAUAGAAUAAUACUAGUGAAAUAGCUAAGAAUUUGGUCGACUGGAAUAAUAUAAUUGGCCUAAAAUGGGAGUCAAAGUCGGCAAAAUAGCCGAUUCGUAAAUAUCGCUGACACAUCAAAAUUCGCGAAAGCAUAAUUUUGUAAAUUUUCCAUCAAAUUUCGUACUUUUUGUUUUAUUACCUUCACAAAAAGAUUCUCUACCAUUUCAUAAGAAAAAAUAAAAA